Messenger RNA from Postia placenta MAD-698-R-SB12, 978 nucleotides. RefSeq lists its product as hypothetical. Gene Ontology annotation, cellular component: endomembrane system; SNARE complex; plasma membrane. The record is from RefSeq and is a predicted model, not a curated record. The transcript is spliced from 8 exons. Gene Ontology annotation, biological process: exocytosis; vesicle fusion; intracellular protein transport. Bases 1 to 978 code for a protein of 325 amino acids. Lineage: Eukaryota; Fungi; Basidiomycota; Agaricomycetes; Polyporales; Adustoporiaceae. Gene Ontology annotation, molecular function: SNAP receptor activity; SNARE binding.
AUGGCCGCCCGUGACAGGCUCGCCGCCUUAAGGGCUCAGAGACAGCAGCAAGCGAACCAGGAUGGCACCGCCCCUCAGUACCAUGAGAUGACAGGGCUGCAGACCCCUAGUCCCAUCUCGCCGCCGACGAAUGGCAACGGGAAUGCGGAGACUGACCCAAUGACCAGGUUCUAUGCUGAGGUUUCGUCCGUUCAAGAUGCCAUCUCAGAGUUUAGUUCCAAUGUGGCGCGCAUCGGCGAGUUGCACUCGCGCUCCUUGAACGGUACCGACGACGCUGUGAACCAACAAAAUGCUGCUGCGCUUGACGAACUCGUUGGGAAGACACGCGUUCUCAGUAACAGCUUGAAGGAGCGGAUACAAUCAUUGUCGCAGUAUCCUACGCCUCGGCCACAGGAUGCGCGAAUAAGGGCCAACCAGACCGGAGUCUUGCGCUCAAAGUUCGUCGAGAUCCUGCAGAGCUACCAACAAGUAGAGCGGGACUACAGGGCGAGAUACAAGCAGCGGGUUGAACGGCAGUUCAAGAUCGUCAAACCCGACGCGUCACCAGAGGAGAUCGACGCUGUUGUUAAUAACCCCGAAGGUGGCGGCGACCAGAUCUUCGCGCAGGCCCUGUCGAACUCAACACGCUAUGGCGAAUCGAGACAAGCUUACCGAGAGGUCCAGGACCGACAAGCAGACAUUCUCAGGAUCGAAAGGACCUUAGAGGAGCUCGCGCAGCUGUUCAAUGAUUUGAGCGCGGUUGUUGAGCAACAGAAUGACGCCAUUGACGCCAUCGAAACUACUGCGGGACAAGUCGAGCAUAACACGGAAGCUGGUCUGCAACAAACCGAGAAGGCGGUGGUGCACGCACGCAGAGCCCGCCGCAUGCGUUGGAUCUGCUUCAUCAUUGUCCUCAUCUGUCUUGCUGUCGUAGGCAUCGUCGUCGGUGUAGUGGUCAGCAACAAUGUCAAGGCCAGUCAUAACAACAACAACAAGUAA